UCAAUAUAUACUUAACAUAUGCAGGUAUGUACUUAUAUCCGGAUGUAUUCUUUUUCUGAUUUUCACAUUGCAGUGGAUGACAAGGAUUCUAUCAUGGCUAGUAUUCCAGCAGAUUUGAGGGAAAAGGGUUCAGAGUUGUAUGAUUCACUGAUAGAUGGGAAGGGAGGAUUGAAAACUCUUAUUGAGUGCAUAAAAGAUAAGGACCCAGACAAAGUAUCAGUCGGUCUAGCAUCUUCACUAGAUGCUGUUGCACAACUGGAGCUGUUACAGAUAACCGUGUUGCUUCUCUGUGCUUUAGAGUCAUUUUUCUACGUCACUAGAAGGUGUGAAACGUUAUGUACUGGAUAUUGAUGCUAUCUGUGCUUGGAAUUUCAUUGCUGUAUGUGUUGCAACUUGCAAGUAAUAUACUAUCUAAAGGGUUUUUUUUUUGAAAGGCCCCAGGGUUGUCCUUCUUGCUGCCUCAGCAGUACUUGAAAUAUCCAAGUCUUACAGGGAGAGGAAUUGUAGAGUUAGUCAUUGAGAAAGGUGAUGGUGCAACAUUCUCUCCCGAAGCUGGUGGUGAGCCAUGAAAAACAGCCACAAUUCAGGUUGUUUUAGAUGGAUAUUCAGCACCAUUGACUGCAGGGAACUUUGCAAAACUGGUAAGGUAGUGAAAUCUCCCUUAUCCUCCGUUUUUUUGAACAUUUUGCUGACACCGUAGGAAAUUUUUGGAAUGAAAUAAGCCAUCAGACAUCAAAAUAUUGUACCUAACAAGGAAACAUUCUUCCUAGAGAGAGAGAGAGAGAGAGAGAGAGAGAGAACACUAGUUAAGAGCUCUGUUAAAGCAUCCAACUCAAAACCAAUUGGCAAUGAGUGGAGUUGUCGCUCAGGCUCAUAUACUAGUUUUUGAGGUAACUAUUGACCGAUGUGGGACAAACACUAACAAUCCCCCACACUCGCACGUGGUGAGGUAAAUAAACGAUUCAACACAUACGACAACAAUCAACUAUCAACGACAAACAAAGGGAAAAACCAACCAUCAAUGACAUAUAGUCUUGUCCAAAAACCCCCGAAAGCCUAGCUUUGAUACCAUGUUAAAGCAUCUAACUCAAAACCAAUUGGCAAUGAGUGGAGAGGCCGCCUAGACUCAUAUACUAAUUUUGGAGGUGAUUAUUAACUGAUGUGGGACAAGCUCUAACAAGCUCUAUAACUCACUGUUUUAACAAAUAUCUGGUCUUUGUAAGUUUGAAAUUCAGGAAAGUACUUGUGUUGUGUCUCAAAGCAUAACCCAUAGCAAGUGGACUGAGCCUUAAAGAGAAAAUCUUUUGAUUGACUGAUGCGGUUAUUGAUCAGUUUUGUUUUUAUAUGAUACAAAUUUGCACAAUUGAAAUGUGCGGUUUACGUGGUCGACGGGGCUUACAAUGGGGUGAAGCUCAGUUGUAUUAACCAAGCAAUUCUCUCAGACAGCAAGAACAGUGGUUAUAGUGUUCCCCUGGAGAUAAUGCCAUCUGGGCAAUUUGAGCCACUGAACAAAACAACUCUCAGUGUGCAGGAUGGAGAGCUGUCUGUGCUUCCUCUAUCUGUUUAUGGUGCAGUUGCCAUGGCUCACGGUGACUUUUCCGAGGAGUAUUCAUCACCAUAUCAGUUUUUCUUUUACCUUUAUGAUAAGAGAAGUGCUGGCUUAGGUGGGUUGUCUUUUGAUGAGGGCCAGUUUUCUGUCUUUGGAUACCUAACUGUUGGACGAGAAAUUCUUCCUGAGAUUAAAACCGGAGAUCUUAUUCGAUCCGCAAAGCUAGUGGAGGGUCAAGAUCGUCUGGUAUUCCUAGUUGAGACUUAAUAUGCUGUCUUUCUGGACCUAUGGAGAGCAGAGAAUACCCAUUGUGGUGUUAGGGCCUAUGGAGAGCAGAGAAUCACUAAGCUUCUUUGACUUGAAAACCCCCAACAUAAAUGUAUUCGACUAAUAAGAUAUAUUGUUGAAUAUACUACAGAAUGCUCACUUGGGCAUUCUAACUGAUAGGAAAUUGUUUUGUAAAAACAAAAUGAUAUUUGGUUCAAGCUGCUUGUUGCCUAAAUUUAUGAAUUAAGCAGGUGAAAACAAAUGUUCCAUA
Molecule: messenger RNA, 2087 nt
Organism: Rhododendron vialii
Lineage: Eukaryota; Viridiplantae; Streptophyta; Magnoliopsida; Ericales; Ericaceae
Product: peptidyl-prolyl cis-trans isomerase CYP37, chloroplastic-like
Exons: 7
Coding region: 1481-1816 (111 amino acids)
Biological process (GO): protein peptidyl-prolyl isomerization
Molecular function (GO): peptidyl-prolyl cis-trans isomerase activity
Source: RefSeq, a predicted model, not a curated record